Molecule: messenger RNA, 759 nt
Organism: Brachypodium distachyon (stiff brome)
Lineage: Eukaryota; Viridiplantae; Streptophyta; Magnoliopsida; Poales; Poaceae
Exons: 2
Coding region: 185-460 (91 amino acids)
Source: RefSeq, a predicted model, not a curated record
ACGCGUCCGCUGGAACCGGAAGGAGCUUCCAGAGCGCGCCACGCCAACCCCUUCCGGCUUCCUCCUACUCUCCCACCGCCCAGGCGGCCACAGCUCGCUUCCCCCCCUCCUUCCAUUCGAUCCAAACCCCCCAGAACCUGUCGAAGAAGAAGCCCCGAAACCCCUAGAACGAGAAAGCGAAGCCAUGGAGAAGAAGGAUCUUCUCGGGGUUCGAUCGAAGCCGGCGGCGACGAAGAGGCGGCGCAAGGUGGCAGCCGGCGGCGGAAGCCGCUGGGGGAUCGCUAAGGCGGUCGCUGAAUACCUCGCAUCCGACUCCUACAUGUACGCGCCGCUGGUUUCCGACCCUCAGCAGCCGCCGCCACCUCCAGCAGCAGCGCCCGCGACAGGCUCUCCUGAGAAAGAAGUAACCCUGGUGCAAAAAUACAGAGGCUCUUGGCGCAGUACAUUUGCUGCCUGCUAGAAGCAUUUAUGCAGAUGCUGGAGUUGUUAACCAAGGUGUAGUCUCUUAGCAUAGGCGUCAAGCUUUACUGUCAGUCAUUUUAUUCUCUGUUCUGUUAAUGCAUAUGUGAUGUGUCUUACCUUUGUUCUGGAGCUGCUGCCUCCGAGAAAGGCUAACAAGUUAAUGCUGGGAUCAUGUGUAACUAUCUGUACCUUGUCUUGUCUCUUCGCUAAUUCAGCCAGACCAAUCAAGUGUGUCAAGAAUGUUCUGCUACUUCGCCUUCUUUUCUGUGUUAUACUAGUACUAUGCUAUUCUCUAUU